GGUAGAUUUAUUUUUUCAGGCGCAGGUUGAUGACGUGUUUGACGAUAGCUGGUGCUUUCUCAGGCAGUUCAUCUGAAAAAAGUGACAACAUAGGCUUCUGUAUGGCAGUGUUUUCUGGAUGCAAAUGAAAUAAUAAGUUUUUUAAAAAAUAUACAGGCUACGUUUUUAUUAAUCUCACGAUGUCUUGGGUCAGAGCUGUUUCGAACAGCGGGGAUGUGUUUGAUGAGAAUGCGGACGAACUUAGUUUGCAAAGUAAAGAGUGGGCAUCCAACAUGAAGAAGCGAGUUAAGGACGGAUAUGUGGACGGAGUGGAUGCCGGGGAGGAGGCCUCGCUUCAGGCCGGCUUUGACCUCGGGUUUCGGGAAGGAUCAGCUCAGACUGUGGCUGUGGGCCGGCUGAAAGGAAUUGUAAGUGCUAUAUGGUGCUGGUGCCAGAUCCAGCAUCCGGAAAGCCCCCUGCCAGCCUCUGUAACCCACCUCCUGCAGCAGGUUUCCCAGCAUGAAGACACAAUUAUGGAGGGAAUUAGGAACGCUUUGGAGAAUCCUCCUCCCAGUGUGAGCGCAGUCUCUGAGAGCAUGGAGGAUCUGGGGGUGGAGCAGGCAGAUUCAGGACGCUGUGGAGGAGAGGGAUGUAAAGACUGCUGUAGGACAGGAGAAAAAAUGGACCAGGAUGUCCCUCAGCAGCCACAAAAGCUCUGUUCAGGUUCUACUGACUGCUCGUCCCGCUCUAGAGAAACCCUGAACUACCUCCUGCAGUGCUGCGUGGACCUGGUGGCAGAGCUGGGACUGCCACAGGAGCUGGUCAGUCACAUACAGGAGCUGAACAACGUGUAGGGUUCAGAAAUCAGACACAGCAGUUUAGUACAAAACUUGGAUGAGCACAUGAACUUUGAAGUAAAUUGGAUUUUUUUGAAGUGCUUUUGAUGUAUAUAAUGUCAAAUUAAAUAUUGCAUUCAUCAUUUGUACAACAUGGCUAGAAUGAAAAUAAAAAUAUGUAUUUUGUAUUUUUCUGCAGCUUUGUUCUCAAUACCAAAUGGGUUGCCCAUCUUAAUGAAAAAACAACAUUCAUAUUCUCUCUUUAA
Eleginops maclovinus (Patagonian blennie) is the source of this 1081-nucleotide messenger RNA. It is a transcript of the gene otulina, whose product is annotated as OTU deubiquitinase with linear linkage specificity a. The transcript is spliced from 3 exons. NCBI's taxonomy places the organism in Eukaryota, Metazoa, Chordata, Actinopteri, Perciformes, Eleginopidae. The coding region runs from base 180 to 833 and encodes 217 amino acids. The record is from RefSeq and is a predicted model, not a curated record.